CAAAAAAUAUAGUACGACUCUGUUUCUCUAUCUGAAACUUAAAACUUUCUUUAGUCAAGAAAUAUCAAAUUUACCUGUGUCUUUCCAGUUCUGAAGAACAGAACAAUAUUGGGUUUCCCAGUCAAAGGACAAAUGGCAUCUGAACCUGUAAAUGUGAAUGAAUUCCAAGAAUUGGCUAGACAAGUCCUUCCAAAAAUGUACUACGAUUUUUAUACUGGGGGAGCUGAGGACCAGUUCACGCUAAAAGAGAAUGUGGAAGCAUUUCGCAAAAUCACGUUAAGGCCUAGAGUUCUUGUAGAUGUUAGCAGAAUUGAUAUGUCAACCACUAUAUUGGGGUACAGAAUCUCAGCACCUAUAAUGAUUGCUCCUAGCGCUAUGCAUCAGUUAGCACACCCUGAAGGAGAGGUCGCCACUGCUAGAGCUGCAGCUGCAUCCAACACCAUACUGAUUUUGUCCUAUAAUUCUACCUGCACGGUGGAGGAGGUUGCUUCGAGCUGCAGUGCUGUUCGGUUCUUUCAAUUAUAUAUUUUCAGGAGACGAGAUAUAUCAGCUCAGAUUGUUCAAAGAGCUGAAAAGAAUGGAUACAAGGCAAUUGUCUUAACUGUUGAUGUUCCCAGGCUUGGCAGAAGAGAGGCAGACAUAAAGAACAAAAUGGUUGCUCCUCAGUUGAAGAACUUUGAAGGCCUAAUAUCAACUGCCCUAGAAUCUGAUGAAGGAUCCAACUUGGAAGCUUUUGCCAGAGCGGCCUAUGAUGAUUCUUUGUGCUGGGAGGACGUAAUAGGAUGGUUGAAAUCUAUUACAAGCUUGCCGAUUCUAGUCAAGGGUAUACUCACUCAAGAAGAUGCAAGAAAGGCUGUGGAAGUAGGUGUUGCCGGGAUAGUUGUCUCUAAUCAUGGAGCGCGGCAACUAGACUUCACUCCUGCCACUAUUUCUGUCCUGGAAGAGGUGGUUCAAGCUGUUGGAGGGAAAGUUCCUGUUCUUUUUGAUGGAGGAAUACGACGAGGAACUGACAUCUUCAAGGCAUUAGCCCUCGGAGCACAAGCCGUCCUUGUUGGAAGGCCUGUACUCUAUGGCCUCGCAGCAGAUGGAGAAGAUGGUGUGAGAAAGGUCAUGAAGAUGUUGAAGGAUGAACUAGAGCUCACUAUGGCUCUCUCUGGCUGUCCUAGUGUUCAUGACAUUACCAGGAGCCACGUGAGAACAGAAUGUGAUAGAAUCAGCUCCAUGCUUUAAUUCCUUCUUCUCUUGUUUUGAAUAAAGCUUAAUUUCUUCUUGAAACAUGAAAAUGAGAUAUCCAUAUCCAAUUUGGGGAAAAUGCAACAUCCUAAGUUCAGUUUAAAGUUUAAACAUGAAAUAAGCACAAGACAGGUAA
Messenger RNA from Fragaria vesca subsp. vesca, 1369 nucleotides. Its product is annotated as peroxisomal (S)-2-hydroxy-acid oxidase GLO4-like. NCBI's taxonomy places the organism in Eukaryota, Viridiplantae, Streptophyta, Magnoliopsida, Rosales, Rosaceae. Gene Ontology annotation, molecular function: FMN binding; oxidoreductase activity. The record is from RefSeq and is a predicted model, not a curated record. The transcript has 12 exons. The coding region runs from base 133 to 1230 and encodes 365 amino acids.